ACAUUCUCGCACCAACCAUAAUUGAGAGCUCGCGCUUUUGUCAUUCAGAUAUACACACAGCUCACGUUACCUUUGAAUAACGAUUGAGUAAAACAUUGUUUUUACAGGACAAAAAAAUUGAAUUAAUUUGUCAAAAAUUGACUUCGUUUGUUUUAGCAGGAAAGGUGGGAGCGAACCGACGGUCUAAAAACCACUUUUAUUGUUCUGCUGCUUUGUUCACGUUGGGAAAAAUGCUGCGAAAUUAUUUUCGCCUUGGACGUGCAUCAAGCAAUAAGUGUUAAGAGUAGAUCCUUCAAGCUUUGACGUCAAGAAUGGACGGAAAGGAAAAUCCAGCAUUCGACAUAGAGACGCCGCCACUUGAACCAGUUUUUACUAUUGAGGAUUCAAAGGGAGAGUACCUCAACGGAAAUAAUUUCAAUAAUGGUGGGCAACUCAAUCAACUCGACGAAUCGGCGCAACAGAAGCCAAAGAAAAAGAUCAAAAUCCCAAAAAGUGUGGUCGACACGUGGACGAGAGUUCGGCGCGUGCUGACCAACAAGCGAGUGGCGCACAUGUUGAUCGUUCUGUACUUCACGGGGGCUCUGAUCUACUGGUUCGCCAUAAACACAAGCGCACGCCAGUGGAUAAUUUGCCAAGACGAGGGUUUGCUUUUGGUGCUCCUCUUUUUCUAUCUCAUCUACGUGAUUUGCUACUUUGGCCACUACGUCGGGAAAAUCAGCAUGCUUAUUAGACCGAUUUAUAGACUGUCUAUCAAAACAAUUGGUCCUCUAAUGACGAAGAUUUUGAUUUACGGACUACAAGUGGGCGCACUUACUGCUUAUUUGAUAUGGGAUAUUUGGGAUGAUUUUUCGCGCUGGAGAUCGAUUAUUGGGGUGUUCAAGAACCUCUUCGUCCUGUGGUUGUUUUCCUCUUACAAAAGAAAGAUUAAAAUUGAGGUGCCUCUUCGAUCGCUGCUGUUGCAGUUUUACAUUUGUCUGAUCAUGUUACGGAUUCCGUUUGUGAACGAUUUCAUCACCUGCAUCACAAGCAAAUUCACUGCCUUUUUGAAUUUUUCCAAAGGCGGAGGGUCAAUGGUUUUCGGAGAGGAGCUUGCAAAUUCAGUUUUUGCAUUUUUGGUGAUGCCUGUGAUCUUGUUUUUGAGUUUCGUCGUCGCGAUUCUGAACCACCUCAACAUUCUACCUCGGUUCAUUUCUAGCCUCGGCAGAGCGCUGCUCUGGGUUUUGGGCACCCAAUCCGAAGUCGAGGCUUUCACGUCAGCCUCGAGCAUUUUCCUCGGACAGACAGAGUCCCCGAUUUUGAUUCAACAUUACCUGCCCAAAAUGACAAGGUCGGAAAUAUUCACCGUCAUGGUUAGCGGAUUAUCUACAAUCGCAGGUUCUGUUAUGGCAGCCUAUAUACAAUUUGGGAUCUCGGCCGUACACAUGAUCACAGCUUCGAUCAUGUCUUCGAUCGGCGCAAUAGGACUUUGCAAAUUAUUCAUGCCUGACACGGAACCAUCUGAGACCAAAGAAAUGGAACUAAAAAAGGAUAACAAGGAAAAGGUAAACGUUUUUGACAUAACGUCAAGCAGUGCGAGCAAUGCCUUUGAAAUCAUCAAGUCUAUCGUGGCUUGCUUGAUAAUUUGGCUCUCGGUGAUUCCCUUUGCCAAUUCUGUGAUUGAAACCUUCUUUUAUUUACUGACUGGUAUCUCUGGAGUUACUUUUGAGUACCUGCUUGGAUUACUUUUUACACCCUUUGCCUAUCUAAUGGGCGCCGACUGGGCAGAUUCGCAGAAGGUCGGCAAGUUGGUCGGCAUUAAAAUUGUCAUCAACGAGUUUGUUGCGUACACAGAGUUGAAAGAUCUCGAAGGAAUAAUUUCGGAACGGUCGAUGACGGUUGCAACGUACGCCCUGUGUGGCUUUUCUAAUUUCGGAGCCCUAGCCACACUCGUUUCAACUUUAAAAGUGAUGGCGCCAAGCAAAACAAAGGACUUCACCAAAAACGCAUACUGGGCAUUGCUGGUGGCCAACGUUGUGUGUGACAUGACUGCGUGCAUUGCUGGUGCACUCACGCCAUAAGAAUGGAAGAAUUAAAAACAUUCCUGUUUGAUUUUGUAAAUACUUGAAUUAAAUCAAUUUUUAAUUUUAAAAACA
Messenger RNA from Neocloeon triangulifer, 2132 nucleotides. Its product is annotated as solute carrier family 28 member 3-like. Gene Ontology annotation, biological process: nucleoside transmembrane transport. Gene Ontology annotation, molecular function: nucleoside:sodium symporter activity. The transcript has 13 exons. Gene Ontology annotation, cellular component: membrane. The coding region runs from base 312 to 2057 and encodes 581 amino acids. The record is from RefSeq and is a predicted model, not a curated record. Lineage: Eukaryota; Metazoa; Arthropoda; Insecta; Ephemeroptera; Baetidae.